CGUUUCAUCAAGGGAUAUUUUACGAUAAUAAAAAGCCUUUUGAAGAUUAAAGAAAACGUGAUCGAACGAAGUGUUUUUAGAGGAAAAUAUUAUGUUUUUUGACGCAUUAUAAGGAAUGUAGCAGUGCCUGUUAUAGUGACGUUGAUCAAAACUCAUUGAUGCAUUCCAUUGAAGACUGAUGUAUAUGUAGAUACUGUUUGGCAGCUAUGAAGUUCUUCAGUACUUUACUUCCAUAUAACUUCAACUGGGACCAAGUGGCAGUUGGCCUAUGGCAAAGAUAUCCUAACCCUAAAAGCAAGCAUGUUUUAACUGAAGAUGUUGUGUCCAGAGUUUUAGUUGGAAAGAAGUUAUUUACAAAAAGGCUAUUGACCAAGAAGUACAAUGUCCCAAAGUGGGGUAGAGAUGGACCAAAGUGGUAUGUGACUGCCAUAAUUGAAGAAUCUGUCGUGGAUCCUGUCAAAAAGACCAUGACAACAUACACCAGAAAUAUAGAUCUUAAAUGGUUUAUUAAUGUUGUUGAAAAAUGUGUUUACACAGUUGACCCAGAGAAUAGAUGCAAAGUUAUGCAAGAAAAAUCAUUCUGGAAUACAUCUAAAGUUUUUGGAUUCGGCAGGGCUAUUGAACUUUAUGGAUAUGAAAAAGCCAAAAAAGAUGCUCAGAAAACUCAUGAAGGAUUUAUUCAAAUUUUAGAGAAAUUAUUUCCAUCAGAUACUUUUGUUCCAGCGACAGUCCUGGCUACAACUGGCAAAGAAAGGAUCAAGCAGACGGCACGUAAGGCAACAGAAAUGGCAAAGGAUGCUACAGAGAAAGCUAAAGACAAGGCAAAAUCUAGAGUUUUUGUACCAAAUUCAUAGAUAAGCCAAAGGCAUGGCAAAAUCUAAAGAGUUUUUGAACCUAAUUCAUAAGAAUUUGAAUAUUUUUGUUUAUAUCAAUGGUUAUGGUCACAUUGGCUAAAUUGAUGAAGAUAAUGACAUAUUAUACAUGUCAUAUACUGGCUUAAACUUAUACUGUCAGCUUUCAUUGUAAUUCUACACAGAUUUUUGAUGAUGCAACAUGAUCACUGUUGAUUAUUGAAUGAAAGCUUGCAGCUUACUAAAUGAUCAGUUUAUUUUAACUGUUAAAUAUAUAUAUUUAUGUUUUAUUAUUUUUUUCAAUAUUUUCCAUAAAGGUAUGAAAGUUUCAGAUUUCAUUUCAUUUCUGAAAUGAUUGUUGAUGUGUUUGUGUGCAGCUAAUAUGAUUAACAGUACAUUGUAUUUUUAAUAUUGUUUAAUGAAA
Mytilus trossulus (common blue mussel) is the source of this 1275-nucleotide messenger RNA. Its product is annotated as PRELI domain-containing protein 1, mitochondrial-like. Gene Ontology annotation, biological process: phospholipid transport. Gene Ontology annotation, molecular function: phosphatidic acid transfer activity. Lineage: Eukaryota; Metazoa; Mollusca; Bivalvia; Mytilida; Mytilidae. Bases 207 to 854 code for a protein of 215 amino acids. The transcript has 4 exons. The record is from RefSeq and is a predicted model, not a curated record. Gene Ontology annotation, cellular component: mitochondrial intermembrane space.